This is a messenger RNA of Oldenlandia corymbosa var. corymbosa, 2241 nucleotides long. NCBI's taxonomy places the organism in Eukaryota, Viridiplantae, Streptophyta, Magnoliopsida, Gentianales, Rubiaceae. The record is from the annotation of a GenBank genome assembly.
AUGGAAGUGAUCUACUUCAAGCCAAUUGCAGCAGUUGGUUUUGUUGCUUUUUCAAUAUAUUGGGUCUAUAAAGUGGUGGAUUUAUACUGGUUUAGGCCAAAAAAGCUUGAGAAAUGCUUGAGAGAACAAGGUUUCAAAGGCAACCCAUAUAGACUGUUUCUUGGAGAUCAAUAUGAAAGUGGUAAAUUAAUCAGGGAAGCACUGUCUAAGCCCAUUGGGAUUGAUGAUGAUGUCAAGAAACGCAUCAUUCCUCAUGUCCUCAAAGCCAUCGAAACCCACGGGAAGAAGUCUUUUAUGUGGGUUGGAAGAAUUCCAAGGGUGUUCAUGACAGACCCAGAGCUGAUAAGAGAAGUCCUAACAAAAUACUACAAGUUUCACAAGAACCAUCAUGAUCUUGAUCCAAUUACCAAAUUUCUCUUGACUGGAAUUGGCAGUUUAGAAGGGGAAUCAUGGUCGCAGAGGAGGAAAACCAUCAAUCCUGCUUUCCAUUUCGAGAAAUUAAAGCUUAUGCUACCGGCAUUUUACAUGGCCUGCAAUGAUAUGGUGAACAAAUGGGAAGCUAAAGUUCCCAAUGGCGGUUCAGCAGAGGUGGAAGCCUGGCAUGAUAUUGAAAUCUUGACAGGGGAUGUGAUUUCAAGGACACUGUUUGGAAGUAACUUUGAAGAAGGAAGGCGAAUUUUCGAGCUGAUGCGAGAACUUACAGCUCUUACAAUUGAUGUUAUCCGCUCUGUUUACAUUCCAGGAAGAAGGUUUUUGCCAACUAAGAGGAACAGAAGGUUAAGGGCAAUAGACAAAGAAGUGAGGGGAAGGAUAAAUGUGAUUAUAGACAAGAAAAUGAAGGCAAUUAAGGCAGGGGGAGCUGCAGGGGAUGAUUUCUUGGGGAUAUUGCUGGAAUGCAACAUGAAGGAAUCACAGGAAAAGGGAAACAACAAAAGUGCUGUAAUGAGCACUGAAGAUAUCAUUGGUGAAUGCAAGCUUUUCUACUUUGCUGGGCAGGACACCACCUCAACUCUGCUUGUAUGGACUAUGGUGUUCUUGAGUAGGUACCCUGAAUGGCAGCAAAGGGCUAGGGAUGAAGUCCUCCAGGUUUUCGGCCACAAAAAACCCGAUUAUGAUGGCAUCAGUCGCCUUAAAAUCGUGACUAUGAUCUUGAAUGAGGUGUUGAGGAUCUAUGCGCCGGUGGCUGAGCUGACGAAAGUGGCGCACGAAGACACGCAGCUCGGCAAGUAUUUCAUUCCGGCAGGAGUGCAGCUGAUGAUGCCACAGAUGUUGAUGCACCACGACACGGAAAUAUGGGGCGAUGAUGCGAUGAAAUUCAACCCGGAGCGAUUCUCUGAAGGUGUAUUAAAGGCAACAAAAAGCCAGGGCUCAUAUUUCCCAUUCAGCUUGGGACCAAGAAUGUGCAUUGGGAUGAACUUUGCUUUCCUUGAGGCCAAGAUGGCAAUGGCUUUGAUUCUGCGCCGGUUUUCUUUUAAGCUGUCUCCAUCCUACGUGCACGCUCCAAUGACUUUAAUUACGUUGCAACCUCAGUUUGGCGCUCAUUUAAUCCUGCAAAAGCUCUAAAAAUGAAACUAUGCAAAUUGCAGGCUCACUUUUCUAUUUUAGGUCUUAGUGGAACAUUUGGUUUGAUUUGCUACUGUUUUCAGGGGCCUUUCCACAAGCACCUUGUCGAAAGUCAGAAAAGACCGGACCAAACCAAGAGAAUAAAGUCAAAUCCUCCCCUUCAAUUUCUCCCAGUAUUGUACUAUCAUCACUUUGUUUAUUGUACAACCAAAAAAAAAAAAAACAUUCAAGAAUUUCAUGCCCUGUCUGUUUAUAUAUAAACUUGGUUUACAUAUAUGCUAAAAAGCAAGAAAAGAAAUAAAAUAAAACCUUGCCACACUUUGUAAUAUACAAUUUUUUACAUUUUUAAUGCUACUCGAAAUAGUAUCUAUAGGCUGCGUUAGAGGACUGAUACCACAUGAGAUAGAUCCAGAGAUAAAGUGGUGGAUCACAUGCUCUACUGAAUUAAUGUUUAUUCAGUGCAUAUUGUGAGUGGAAGACAUGAAUCACUCUCUACGUAUUUCAGAUAUUCCAACUUUACAUUGUAAAUUAAUUCCUCUAUCACUCAUUAUGUGGAAUAUUAAUCUUGGUUCAAUAAUGUCAUCAUUUCUUUCAAUGAAGGAGUGAUUGCUACAUAUGCAGUAGCGGAUCUAGGCGAAAAAUAUAAUGGGGGCCGACUAUAUAAUUAUAUCAUUGAGG